Messenger RNA from Pungitius pungitius (ninespine stickleback), 3604 nucleotides. RefSeq names its product ligand of numb-protein X 2b (gene lnx2b). Gene Ontology annotation, molecular function: protein binding; ubiquitin-protein transferase activity; metal ion binding. NCBI's taxonomy places the organism in Eukaryota, Metazoa, Chordata, Actinopteri, Perciformes, Gasterosteidae. The transcript has 10 exons. Bases 542 to 2635 code for a protein of 697 amino acids. The record is from RefSeq and is a predicted model, not a curated record.
GUGCACUCGGCUGCACGGUGUGUUCACCUGCGCGCACUUCUUCCUGUGCUACUCAACUGCCUUUCUCUUUUUUUGGCUUCCAAGUGUGUUUGCUCGAAACUGGGAAAGUCGCCCAGUCCUCUCCGGCAGGUUAGAGCCACACCUGGGGGGGACAUCGGGGACGAGGACGGCAAAUGCGGUAAAUGAAACGAUUAAACCAACGCCCGCGGUUCCCCUUUCGGGCGAAGAAAGACGGCGCGGCGUCUUUGACGCGGUGUUCGCUUUAGAUCCGUCCGAGUUCGGCGGUGUUCCGUCGCGUCGGAGCUAGCGGGGCGAGCAGCGUUUAGCUAACUAGCCGCUUCCGGGAGACAACCUUCACGCGCAGAAAAACCCAAAAUGAAGACAGGAAGACUGUCGACUCCGGAUCAUCGCUUCAUUCUCACAGCUUGAAUGGAUUCGGACAUGCGGACGUAGACGUGCCACCUGACGCGAUUUUAUUUUUUGAGGAUAUAAACGGCUGCUGACCAUUUCCAGAGUAGUCCGGACCGACCUCCUCCCGCCGAUGGCUACGACGGACACCAAAGUGGCGUGCGGCGUGGGCGCGGCGGGCCUUUCGUGGGCGCGGGUGUGCAAGGAGUGCGGCCAGCAGCACGAGGGCUCGGACUGCCACCUGUACGAGUACCAGGACGAGGUGGACGACGAGCUCAUCUGCCACAUCUGCCUGCAGCCCCUCCUCCGGCCUAUGGACACGCCGUGCGGCCACACGUACUGCUUUCACUGCCUGAGCAGCUUCCUGAAGGAGCAGGACUUCUGCCCCGUGGACCGCCUGCGGCUGCAGCUGCACCAGUGCCGUCCCUCCAGCCUGCUGGUCAGGAACCUGCUGGACAAGCUGAGCGUGGCGUGCCCCCACUCGGCAGAGUGUCAGCAGCAGAUGCAGCGCUGCGAGCUGCAGCCUCACCUGCACCACAGAUGUCCUGUCUUUAGAAGACUGAGGGAGGAAGCGGAGAAGAGGAAGAGGCCCUCGUGGAACGAGCUGAAGGGGCGUAAGGGCGACGGGGAGACUUCUGGCGAUGCCAAACAUUCAGCAACACAGUCCCGAAAUCCCACCAGAGAUCCGCCUGAGCCCGGGCUGAUUAAUCCCGCCUAUGAAGAGAGUGAGGAUGACAACGCCCCCCUGCGGUCCAGCCUGGUGGCCGAGGCCAUCGUGGUGGAGCUGUUGAGAGGGGAGCCGGAGGAGGACCUGGGCCUCCGCAUCGUGGGGGGGAAGGACACACCGCUGGGGAACAUAGUCAUCCAGGAGGUCGUCCGAGACACGCUGGCGGCCGCCGACGGCCGGCUGGCCCCGGGGGACCACAUCUUGGAGGUGAACGAUGUCAGUCUGGCUUCCGUCCCGCACGCCCGAGCCAUCGCGGCGCUCCGCCAGCCUUCCCUCCUCCGGCUCACCGUCAUGCAGGAGAAAGGGUUCAAGUCGAGGGAUCGACAGUCCGACCAUCACGCCUCCUCCUGCCCCGCUCCCGCCGCCCCGCAGCCCUCUCCCAGUCCCCACGGCAACGCCCCCUCCAAUCCAAACCCCGGCGCGGUCCUCCAGGUGACGCUGAUGAAGAGCCUGCGCACCGAACCGCUCGGCAUCAAACUCAUCCGCAAAUCGGAGGAGAGCGGGGUCUUCAUCCUGGACCUGCUGUCGGGUGGUCUGGCAGCCAAAGAUGGAAAGCUGAGGAACAACGACAAGGUGUUGGCCAUCAACGGACAUGACCUGAGGCACGGUACACCGGAGAGCGCUGCCCAGAUCAUACAGGCGAGUGAGGUGCGCGUGAACUUCGUGGUGAUGAGACCUGCCGACGCUCAGGAAGACGGAGCGAGCGGCCGAGAGGCGCCGCACGGCCGAGCCAACAGGAGGGCGCCGGAGCCGCAGUACUUCAAGCGCCGGUCCACCUACAUGAAGGAUCCCCCGGGCGGGUUUUCCAGCCAGGAGAAGACUGUGAGUCUGAAGAAGGAGCCUCGGCUCUCCCUGGGCAUCACCAUCGCCGGGGGGAGGGACUGCCGCAGCCGUCUGCCCGUUUACAUCACGAGUGUGCAGCCUGUCGGCUGCCUCCACCGCGACGGCACCAUCAAAAGAGGCGACGUCCUGCUGAGCAUCAACGGCGUGGACCUGACCCAGUUGACCUACAACGAGGCAGUUUCUGCGCUCAAGACUCAGACGGCUCAGUCCCAGGUGGCACUCCGCGUCAUCCAGACCCUCUCGGAGGACUUGGAGGAGGACGCCGAGGCCGCCAGCCAGGACCAACAGGACGCCGCGGACGACCCGCGGGACGACGCCCUCAACUGGACGCCGCUGUGGACCCGCUGGCUGGGGCUGCCGAGUCCCAUGCACUGGUGCCGGGACAUCGUCCUGCAGAAGACCAACAACGAGAGCUGGGGCUUCAGCAUCGUCGGCGGCUACGAGGAGAGCCACGGCCAGCAGCCUUUCUUCAUCAAAACCAUCGUGCCCGGCACGCCCGCCCACUUCGACGGGCGCCUCAAGUGCGGCGAUGAGAUCGUGGCGGUGAACGGCGCCACCACGGUGGGAAUGAACAACUCCUCCCUCAUCCCCAUGCUCAAGCUGCAGAAAAACAAAGUCACGCUGACGGUGGUGUCCUGGCCCGGGAGUCUCGUGUAGCCGAAAGCGCGCCCCUCCCCCUCCCCCCCCUCCCCUCCGCCCUUUUUUCUAAGUCUCGGCAGGAUGUUUGUCUCCGUGUCCUCGCACACUCAAAGAGCAGAUGUUUGCACGAAAUGGGAUUGAUCAGGGUGCAACGAUGAUGACGACAAUCAGUGAAUUGUGUUCUACGGACAAACGACUUCUUCUGAGUACUUCUUUUUUUUGGGCUUUCCUUUUAAAUAAUGCCAUCAUCGGAGGGAUUUACGUAAACGCCGUCCCACGAUGAGAUGUAGCGCUUACGAUGUAUCUAGACAUUUGAGAUGAAGUAUAAGUAUGUAGACUACUUGUAGAACUAAAAUAGCUGCUGGUGUAUGGACUCAUGCCAAAGACGGAACAACCAUCCUCUCCUGUAGCUUUUGUACCUCUAGUGUGAAUUUAUUUUUAAUUUUAAACUUUUAAAACGUGCAUCAGAAUGAUGACACAAAUUAAGUUAAAUUGAGUCCAAAUCGAGGCAAAAAAGCUGCAGCUACGUGAAGCGACUCUGGUUUUAACAGGGUGGAAACCUUUGGUUCAUUUUCUUAGUCGUUAGGAAAUAGACUUUUAUAUUGUUGUUUUAAAACUGUGAGCUGAUGAUCUUGAGAAGCAUUGCAUAAUGCUAAAUGGCUUCCAUAGGUGUGUGCCUUGUAGAUAUUGAAGGACAAACCAGAAUGUAUACUUGCCUUACAUUUCCACUGUACCAAAGCGUGUUUCCCGUCAUUAAUCUUCUCACGACACGAACGUAAGGACAGAUUUGUUCACAUAAAUCGGUGUUACUUCGUUCCUUUUAUGUGUCAACACGCUCACAGUGGCCUUUCUUGUGCAUCACUCGAGACAAGACUUAUUGAAUAAUUCAAAAUUUGUUUGCGAUUGGCAGUGGAAUACAGUGUAUACAGUUGGUGAUGUGUGUAUUGGCCUGUUUUAUUCUGCUCAAUAAAGUCAUAACAAAUGACA